AGAGAGAGAGAGAGAGAGAGAGAGAGAGACAGAGGCCGUUGAAAUACAUUUUAACAAUUCGUGCCGUCAUCGAGGCAGUGAAAGUCUGGUCGUGCUGUCAGUGGAGAGACUUUAUUCUCUAUUCUCGCUUGUCACAUCAGACACACAUUUGCCCCAUGGAAAGCAUUCAAAGGGUCUGAGGACAUCUGAGCACACCCCUCUCUUCACACCAUGGAUACCACAAGCCCUGCAGCCUUCUUCACUCCCUUCACGAGCAACAGCCCGUAUGCGCCGACCAGCGCAGAACUACACCAAAACCAGACCACGAGAAACCCCAACACCCAGUGCAACAUAGACGGCGCCAGCAUGAGGAUCCCGCUGGCCGUCUUCUACACUCUCUUCUUCCUGAUCGGCCUGGCGGGGAACCUGCUGGCGCUGUGGGUGUUCCUACGGAUGCAGGCCAAGAAGACCUCCGUGCGGGUGUUCCUCAUCAACGUGGUGCUGGCCGACCUGCUGCUGGUCAUUUGCCUGCCCUUCCGCAUCGUCUACCACUCCAGCGGCAACAACUGGACCCUGGGGCCCGUGAUGUGCCGGGUGGUCGGCCACGCCUUCUACAUGAACAUGUACAUCAGCAUCACGCUGCUGGGGCUCAUCAGUGUGGACCGCUACCUGAAGAUCCACCGCUCCGCCAGCCGCAAGAGGUUCAUGAGGGGGCGCUGGAGCUACGUGGCCUGCGGGGUGAUCUGGACCAUGGCCAUCAUCAUCACCAUAGCCCUGAUCGGCACCACGAAGAAGUACGAAGGUGAGGGCAAAUGCUUCCAUUACAGGAAGACUUGCUCCGCGGGUUUGGUCUUCAUCAAGUUCUCACUGGUGGUUCUGUUCUGGUUGGUGUACGCCUUGCUGGUGAUCUCUUACCUCAAGAUUGGCAAGAUGCUGCAGCGAGUGUCCAAGGACAAGCCGGACCUGCCCAACGCGCAGAAGUACAAGCAGACGGCGCGCAAGUCCUUCUUCGUCCUCUUCCUGUUCACCGUGUGCUUCGUGCCCUACCACAUCGUGCGCGUCUUCUACAUCGUAUCGCAGGUGAGUGACACCCCCUGCGCCUGGCAGGACUUGGCCGACAAGGCCAACGAGGCGGCUCUACUGCUCUCGGCCUUCAACAGCUGCCUGGACCCGGUCAUGUACUUCCUGCUGUGCAGCUCCAUUCGGCGCAGCACCAUUGGUAUCUUAAGGAAGCUCAUCCGCGUGCCGGACGCGGCCGUGAGCAGCGUCUCCAGCAGUGAAAUGAACAGAAGCAUGCAGAAGCGACCAUCGUUGGUCGCCAUCAACGCUCAGAGCGAGAGGAUGCUCAUCCAUGUGCCGGCCGUGGGGAGAUGAGUCGCACAGAUAAGGCCACGACUGACACCGUGGAGACGAGAUUCUCACGGUUCUUUGAGUGCCUCUUGUUUGCUUCCAGAGACAGGGAAAAUACAUGACUCAAGGGGACAGACCAAGUGCGUAAAGUACUGUCAUCUUUCGCUUCAUCACAAGCCCAUCUGUUUAAGGCUUCUGAAAACUGGGGGGAAAUUGUAAUCUGUGUUGUCGGCAAAUGUGGAUAUGCAUUAUGUGUGAAGACGUCUAAAGACCAAAGCUUUUGGAGCCAGAAGAGACUUGUGUCUGUCCUCACUUUUCACAUUAGACGACAAAGUUGGAGAGAGGAACAUUCCUGUCAGCGAGGGGGAAUGUGACGUACCCUCACAGAGCAGGGGCUGCAGAGCCAUCUCAACCAAGUAACUCUAUACAAACCUCAGGACCAAGAUUUUAGCUUAAGCCUAAUUCUGGUUGGCUUUUUUUCUGGUCACAAUGACCAGUUUCUUCACAAAUGACUCGGCACAAAGGUCAAUUUUAGACAUAUGUACAUAAAAUAGUUGAUGUUCAAUUGGUGAUUAUUUGUAUUUUGAAAAAAAGUGAUAAAGAUAAAUCAUCCUUGUACACAGAAGGGAUUUGAUUACAUUUUGAACCAGUAAAAUCAAUUAUUACACUGCACACUAAUGACCGAGGACUGACAUGAGGACUCUUCCUGCAUUACACGGGGCCUUUUCAAGCCUUUCUUGGUGAGGUAAUGCCAUUGCCGGUUAAUCCUAUAACCAGUGCUACCCAGGCACAGAGUACAGCAGACACGGUGACUUCAUAACCCAAUCAAGACUACUCCUGACAUCCCAUAAGACCACUCUAACGAUCAAACCAACCCAUACCAUGCAAACCAGAUCCAUGUAAACACAAACAAAGUCUGUGUGACACGUAAAUCUGGUGAGACCAUGAGCCUAAUAAGAGGUACUAAUCCCUGAAAGAUUUUGCCAGUGUGACUCAGAUGGACUGGGAGCUUUAGCACUGGCUAGAACAAUGACUCAUAUUUCAGACAGCUUUCUGAGACCAUGCAGAGUUGACUUUCCUGCACAUGGCAAAUACAGAGCUCCCUCUCCUGGUGGAACAUGAUACUGUAUGGACACAAAAACAUCGAUACAGAGUACUUAAUCAUUUCUACCAUAAAAACAACAAUUACCAUCAAAAUGCAAUGGAUCUGAAGACAGGUUUUGUUUUCAUCAGAUUGCUCUGGUUGUUACAAAAUAAAAUAUAAAAAAUAAUAUGAAUAUAAAAUAAAUUGUAUUAUGUAUUAUAUUGUAUUAUG
This is a messenger RNA of Clupea harengus (Atlantic herring), 2644 nucleotides long. It is a transcript of the gene gpr34b, whose product is annotated as G protein-coupled receptor 34b. Lineage: Eukaryota; Metazoa; Chordata; Actinopteri; Clupeiformes; Clupeidae. Gene Ontology annotation, biological process: G protein-coupled receptor signaling pathway. Gene Ontology annotation, molecular function: G protein-coupled purinergic nucleotide receptor activity. Gene Ontology annotation, cellular component: membrane. The record is from RefSeq and is a predicted model, not a curated record.